AUGCUUUGUUCUUUGUCUUCUGAAACGAAGCUUGACAUCUUUAAAUGUCUCAGCUAUCAACAAUUAUUGGCAUUCAAACAAACAAAUGUUUAUCUGCUCAACUUUGUUAAUCAAUAUGAGGUGGAACUUGCUAAGGAGAAGUUCACUAUGAUUUGUCUGGGUGAUAUUGGUGGAUUCAAUGGAAUUCCUCGUAAAUUGAUUAACACAAAGGCUGAAGAUUUUGACUUUCCAAAGACCAAGGAAAUUGAAGAGAAGUUCAAAAAUGGAUUUAAAAAGCCAAUUCCUUUGUUUUUAUCUGGUCAUGGUACAGGCGAAAUUGAUAUCUACUUGGAGAAAGUUGACAAAAGUGAAGAAUAUGUACUUCGACUCCCACCAAUUAUUAAAAGCAAAGAGGACAUUCAAAUUGUUUAUCAUUAUUUGAAUAAGUUGUUUAAGUGCUCAUUCAAAUGCUCCUACUUUGAAGACUAUAUAAUCAAUCCAGAAUUGAUUGAAUUAUUAUUUGGGGAGGCUAAACAAUUUUACGUUCAAAAUUGCAAUAUCUCUAUUCAAAACCGCAAUAUUGGAAUUUUAAUGAGAUUGAUUUUGAAUAAUCUGGCAAGUGAAUAUCAUCGAAUUUCUUUUCAACCAAUGGGUGAUGACACUAUGAAGAAAUAUAAAGAUGAUUUGUUUAAAAUUUUAUUAAAUGGAGGAGACAAAUUCGGAAAGGUUAAUGUGAUGUUCCAUUGUACUCCAGGAUUCUACAAAAAUGUUUAUAAUCAUAUUGUUGAAGUGAGUUAUCUAACUGGGGCCAACCCUGAAUACCUACACCCCUUGAAAAUCCUCAAAUUUUGA
Meloidogyne enterolobii is the source of this 831-nucleotide messenger RNA. The record is from the annotation of a GenBank genome assembly. Lineage: Eukaryota; Metazoa; Nematoda; Chromadorea; Rhabditida; Meloidogynidae.